AUGGAGGCUCUUUUAUUCAACGUUGAUGGCGGAUUUUUAGAAGGAACAGUUCGUGGAUACAAGGCCGGUAUUCUCACUCAAUCGCAUUAUGCCAACCUGACCCAAUGCGAAAGUCUUGAAGACUUUCGAACGCAGCUUUCUGCGACCGACUACGGGAACUUUCUCGCUAACGAGCCCCUACCAAUCUCGACAGCAACCAUCGCCGACAAAGCUACCCAAAUUCUCGUGGACCAGUUCAAGUACCUACGGAACAACGCCGUUGAGCCUCUGAGUAAGUUUUUGGACUAUAUAACCUAUGCGUACAUGAUAGACAACGUGAUACUUCUCAUUACCGGAACACUGCAUGAACGGGAUACACACGAACUCAUUGAACGAUGUCAUCCGUUGGGUGUGUUUGAGUCCAUGCCAGCGCUAUGCGUAGCGUCAAAUGUAGAGGAGCUAUUCCAAAGCGUAUUGGUAGAAACACCACUAGCUCCGUACUUCCGCGACUGUCUCUCAGCUUCUGACCUCGACGAUCUCAACAUUGAAAUCAUCCGGAACACCGUCUACAAAGCUUACCUAGAGGACUUUUACGCAUACUGCGGUAGCCUGGGUGGGCCUACUGCGGACGUCAUGCAACGCAUCCUCUCUUUCGAAGCCGAUCGACGGACAGUCAAUAUCACUAUCAACUCAUUUAACACUGAACUGUCCAAAGACGAACGUGCGAGACUGUUCCCAGCCAUCGGCCGUCUUUUCCCUGAAGGAAACAACCAACUCGCGAAAGCAGAUGAAAUUGACCAAGUUCGCUCAGUCUGCGAAAAUGUUGGGGAAUACCGACAAUUUUUCGCUGACGCCGGUUCUUCCUCUGACGAAGACUCAGGAAUUUUGUCACAGUUGGAGGACCGUUUCUUCCAAACUGAAGUUCAUCUAAACAAGAUGGCAUUUUUGCAGCAAUUCCAGUAUGGCGUAUUUUAUGCGUAUAUGAAACUGAAGGAACAGGAGAUUAGGAAUAUCACCUGGAUUGCAGAAUGUAUUGCGCAGAAUGCGAAGGAUAGGAUUCAGGACUUUAUACCCAUUUUCUGA
Messenger RNA from Lentinula edodes (shiitake mushroom), 1062 nucleotides. Its product is annotated as V0 complex, c/d subunit of ATPase. The record is from RefSeq and is a predicted model, not a curated record. Bases 1 to 1062 code for a protein of 353 amino acids. Gene Ontology annotation, molecular function: proton-transporting ATPase activity, rotational mechanism. Gene Ontology annotation, biological process: vacuolar transport; proton transmembrane transport; vacuolar acidification. Gene Ontology annotation, cellular component: vacuolar proton-transporting V-type ATPase complex; proton-transporting V-type ATPase, V0 domain; fungal-type vacuole membrane. The transcript is spliced from 5 exons. Lineage: Eukaryota; Fungi; Basidiomycota; Agaricomycetes; Agaricales; Omphalotaceae.